Molecule: messenger RNA, 1449 nt
Organism: Echinostoma caproni
Lineage: Eukaryota; Metazoa; Platyhelminthes; Trematoda; Plagiorchiida; Echinostomatidae
Source: the annotation of a GenBank genome assembly
AUGCUGAACUCCAGUCAGGUGACCCUCACUGACCUGAACCGGGAAGAUGGUGAUCCAGGAUCGUCGGUUCAAGAAGCGUGUAAAGCGGCUCCGUUUAUGACUCGCCUGAUGCCUGUGAGCAGUUUGGCAGAUAGUGAUAGUGCUUCUAGCUAUAAAAGUCGUGACAAGAGACGAUCUAGUGUAAAAAUCGAUCGUCGUGUGUACAUGCAACAAUAUACAUCUUCGCUUUCAUCCAUAUCAACUGACCGAGAUGAUUGUGAUACACUACGGUUGUGUAAAACCGUGACCAAUUCCCGGGGUUUCAAUGAUUUUUGUGUACAGAAGAUUCGUCAGGCAUCGUUUGGUCGUCGCGAGAUCGAAAUUGCCGAGCAAGAGAUGCCGGGUUUAGUCGCGUUGAGAAAACGUGCCAAUGACGAUCAACCAUUACGAGGUGCCAAAGUUUUGGGUUGCACCCACGUCACUGCACACACGGCUGUUCUACUUGAAACAAUGGUCGCCCUCGGUGCUCAGGUUCGAUGGUGUGCUUGCAAUAUCUACUCAACUCAGGUGUUGGACGAUGGAGGUGAUCUGACUCAUAAACUGCACAAAGAUUAUCCGGAAUUGUUGUCUGAUGUUCGUGGUAUUGUGGAGGAGAGUGUGACCGGUGUGCAUCGGUUAUAUCAAUAUGUGAAAGCCGGUACGCUCCGUGUCCCAGCGAUGAACGUGAGCGACAGCAUUAACAAGUCCAAAUUCGACAACUAUUAUCUUUGCAAAGAGUCGGUUGUUGAUGCCCUAAAACGUACAACAGACAUGAUGAUCAGUGGCAAAACCAUUCUCGUUUGCGGAUACGGUGAAGUUGGCAAAGGGGUGUGUCACGCCUUGAAAGGUAUCGGUGCUUUUGUGUGCGUUACCGAAACGGACCCUAUUUGCGCUCUUCAGGCAUGUAUGGAUGGAUAUCGGGUGGUGAAAAUUGACGAGGUCAUUCGCACGGUCGAUGUUGUGAUCACAUGUACAGGCAACAAAUCUGUUGUAACCCGUGCUCACAUGGAUCGUAUGAAAAAUGGCUGUGUGGUAUGCAAUAUGGGUCAUUCUAACACGGAAAUCGAUGUGCGCUCAUUACAAACCCCUGAUCUUACGUGGGAGCGAGUUCGGUCUCAAGUUGAUCACGUGAUUUGGAUGGAUGGAAAACGAAUCGUAUUAAUAGCUGAAGGCCGACUUGCUAAUCUCAGCUGUUCUACCGUACCGUCCAUUGUCGUCUCUGUCAGUGCUAGUACUCAACUGAUGAACAGCUGUUUUCCCACCCGUCUGAUUCCUCCAUGCACGUCUUACGACGAUUCUUUUCCAGACGAAUAUGUGGCCACGCUACAUCUGCCACUUUUCAACGCCCGGUUAACUGAGCUAACGGACGAACAAGCGAAGUAUUUGGGUGUGAGCAAAAGCGGUCCAUUUAAACCGACCAAUUACCGGUGA